AUGGAAGCAGUUCGACGAAUGCUGAGAUAUGUGAAGGGUACAAUUGACUAUGGUAUUUUGUACAAGAAAGAUAAAGAGUGCAAGCUAGUUGGUUAUUGUGAUGCUGACUAUGCAGGAGAUUAUGAUACUCGCCGAUCAACUACUGGGUAUGUGUUUAAGCUUGGGUCAGGAGUGAUUUCUUGGUGUAGCAAAAGACAACCAACUGUAUCUUUGUCAACAACAGAGGCGGAGGAAAAAGUUCUGCAAGAAGAAAUUGGGUUGAAGCAGAUCAAGACGGAGGAUCAAGUUGCCGAUUUGUUCACAAAAGGCUUGAGCGUCAGCAAAUUUGAAAACUUUUGUCAUCAGCUAGGCAUGGUGAGUUGUCUUGUCAUAUUCAAUAGGGAAAUGGAAGGACCAGAUUUGGGUUUGGGCAAUCGAGCUGAGAAGACGGGUGUUUGA
Theobroma cacao (cacao) is the source of this 438-nucleotide messenger RNA. Lineage: Eukaryota; Viridiplantae; Streptophyta; Magnoliopsida; Malvales; Malvaceae. The record is from RefSeq and is a predicted model, not a curated record.